AUGGGUAACGUGAACGCGAGAGAAGACGCGAAUAGUAACAACGCAUCUGCGGUUGAAGACGACGACGCUCGUGAAGCCAUGUCCGCCGCUUCCGACGGUAACCACCACGCCGCACCACCUGAGCUCAUGGGUCAAUCCCCUCCUCACAGCCCUCGCGCCACCCAAUCCCCUCUCAUGUUCGCUCCUCAGGUUCCGGAGCUUCCACUUCAAAGACCAGAUGAAAUCCACAUCCCAAACCCAUCGUGGAUGCAAACUCCAUCUUCAUUGUACGAAGAAGCUUGCAACGAGCAAGGCAUCCCAACGAUGAUCACUUGGUGCCACGGAGGCAAAGAAAUCGCCGUUGAGGGAUCAUGGGACAAUUGGAAAACAAGAAGCCGUCUGCAGAGAUCUGGUAAAGACUUCACGAUAAUGAAAGUGCUUCCUUCAGGCGUCUAUGAGUACAGGUUCAUUGUCGAUGGACAGUGGAGGCAUGCCCCUGAGCUUCCCAUGGCUCGAGAUGAUGCUGGAAACACUUUCAACAUCUUGGACCUCCAGGACUAUGUGCCUGAAGACAUUCAGAGCAUAUCUGGAUUUGAGCCACCGCAAUCACCAGAGGCUAGUUACAGCAACUUGCUUCUUGGACCUGAUGACUACUCCAAAGAACCGCCUGUGGUUCCACCGCACUUGCAGAUGACGCUGCUGAACUUGCCUCCAGCGAACCCGGACAUUCCAUCUCCGUUGCCGAGGCCUCAGCAUGUCAUUCUCAACCAUCUUUACAUGCAGAAGGGCAAAAGCGGUCCCUCUGUGGUUGCCCUUGGUUCCACUCACCGGUUUCUUGCAAAGUAUGUGACUGUUGUGCUCUACAAGUCCCUGCAGAGGUCUUUUGGAGCAUUCUGGAGCAUAUGGGACGUAAGGAGCAUGGAGGGACUUGGCAUGGACGCAGCUCAACUGGAUACGCAAAGGAAGAAGGGAGAAGCCAUCUUGAAGACCAGCUCGACCACCUACUCGAGUUCCUCAACUCGACCGGCCAAGCUUCAACUCGAUCGAGCUGAGAAGUCAACAGUCAAACCCGAAAAAUGUUGCUUCCCCCUUGACUUUCCUUUGACCCUAAACCUAAUCCUCUUGUAUUUAAAGGCUCUAAGCCACGAAAAAACCACCAAGCUUUAG
Microthlaspi erraticum is the source of this 1146-nucleotide messenger RNA. The record is from the annotation of a GenBank genome assembly. Lineage: Eukaryota; Viridiplantae; Streptophyta; Magnoliopsida; Brassicales; Brassicaceae.